Suillus bovinus is the source of this 3294-nucleotide messenger RNA. Its product is annotated as putative aminoadipate reductase. Bases 1 to 3294 code for a protein of 1097 amino acids. Lineage: Eukaryota; Fungi; Basidiomycota; Agaricomycetes; Boletales; Suillaceae. The record is from RefSeq and is a predicted model, not a curated record. The transcript has 13 exons.
AUGGUCAAUUACCCUCCCCUCGAUGGAUCUCUGUCCAUCCCUGAAUUGGUGGAAUUCAAUGCGCAGCAUAACUCGGACGUCCCCUUCUUUGUCUACGACAAACCUGACGGCAAUUGCCUGGUCUCUAUCUCACAUUUAGACUUCUAUCGAGCUUGUCAUCGGGCCGCCCAGGCAAUCAGGCCAGCCUGUGCAGGCGCAGACAGAGAAGUGGUUGCCCUCAUCGCGAACUCCGACACCCUUCUUUACCAGACGGUAUUCAUGGGUAUAAUAUUCGCUGGGCUAGUUCCAUUCCCCAUGUCCCCUCGUAAUUCCGUGGCGGCAGUCACGAGCAUGAUGCAUAAAACAGGAUGCCGUCGUUUGAUCACGACUCAGCACUCUCUUGCUUCCCUGAUCGACGGAAUCAAAGCGAGUUUUGUGUCUGUAACUCAAACGAGUCAGCUGCAGAUCGACGAGAUUCCGGCGCUGAAACACCUGUACCCCUCGCUCGUUAGUGGAACUCUAAUUGAGGAUAUUGUCCCGUACUCUUUCCCACGUUUGCCGUUGUCUGAGAACAAUGUGUUAUUCUACUUGCACUCCUCUGGCAGCACUGGCUUUCCCAAACCCAUUCCAAUAGGUAACCUGACUGCCAUCCACUGGUGCAUAACGCCAUGUAUGGUUGACCUCGUCGACUUUCCUGUUCCCAUCCGCAACUGUGGUGCAUCUUUGCCAUCAUUCCAUACCCUUGGUAUACAUUUUCAGCUGUUUGCCCCCAUCGCCACCCUGAGCAGUGCGUCUAUUUACCCACCUACAUCCCUCCUCGAUCCCUUGGCGACCCCCGUAGUACCGAACUCGCAAAAUAUCUUGGACUCUAUACUCAAGACGAAAUCGAACGCUUUGAUAGUCGUGCCUGCCUUUCUGGAACAAUGGGCAUUUUCGCCGAGUGCUGUCGAUGUUCUGAAAACCCUGGUAUAUAUUGCCUAUGGUGGUGGUCCUCUCGCGCCUAAGGCGGGAAAUUCCCUGGUGAAUGCGGGGGUCAAGAUUUCUUGUGGUUACGGCGCUACAGAAUUUGGUAUACUCACUUAUUCCAUCCGAAAUUCGGUCGAUCAAAUGUUGUGGGAAUGGAUGCGAUUUGGACCAAAUUCGAAGAUCAGAUGGGCUCCACAGGACGAUGGCACAUACGAAUGUCAAGUUUUGACAACCCCAACGCAUCAAGUGUCAGUGGAGAAUCUUCCGGACGUCAAAGGUUAUGCUACUUCGGAUGUAUUCAUCAAGCACCCUACGAUAGAGGGUUUGUGGAAGAUCGUAGGAAGAAUGGACGACGUUUUGGUACUCUCCUCCGGGGAGAAGACAGUACCAGCUCCCAUGGAAGGCAUUAUCUGCGUCAACCCCUACGUAGCCGGCGCCGUCGUCUUCGGCCGUGGACGGAACCAAGUUGGGGUCCUCAUAGAACCACGAGCAGGGUGCGAAAUUGACGUUGAUGAUGAGAAACAACUUGCUGAGUUUAGGAAUCGAGUGUGGACGGACAUAGAGGAAGCGAAUAAAGAGGCUCCUGCCUUCAGCAGGAUCUUCAAAGAGAUGAUUCUUGUGACACGCAGUGAGAAGCCCAUGCUUCGAGCUGGGAAAGGGACCGUCACAAAGAAAGCAACCGUCAAGCUGUACGAGAAGGAAAUCAAUGCACUAUAUGAAAAGGUGGAGGGCAGCGUUAGAGCAGGUACCGAUGUACCUUUGCCUACAAGCUGGACUGCGGAAGACGUCGAGGGAUGGCUCAAGGUCCACGCUGCUGCUGUGAACGCCGACAAGGCAGUUGAUCCUGAAGCAGACCUUUUUGCUCAGGGCUUUGACAGUCUCUCCGCGACAUUCCUCAAAAACCGCAUUAUCGGCUCUCUCAGCUCAUCUUCAGAUCGCGACCUUCAGGCAUCAGCAUCGCGGAUUGACCAGAACAUCAUAUUUUCAAGUCCUUCAAUUCGCCGGCUCGCGAUAAGCGUCAUUGAUGCAGUAUUGCAACGAAAUGGUACAAGUACCGUCGAUGCCAAGGCUGAUAUCGAGAACAUGAUAAGGAAGUAUUCAGUCGGAUUAGGGGACUCUGUCACAGAGGUCAACACCGCUCUAGUCAAUGGAUGCAACCAAAGCAAUCAUGUGGUUGUCCUGACCGGGUCAACGGGUGGUCUUGGGUCAUACCUACUUGCAGACCUACUCCAGCGCGAGGAUGUGUCUGUGGUAUAUGCCUUCAAUCGCCCGUCAAAGGGGGCAUCCAUUCAACAACGACAGGAGGACUCGUUCAAAGAUCGCGGUUUAAAUGUUAACCUGCUUCAGUCAAAAAAACUAGUGUAUGUGGAAACUGAUACAUCUGAUGAUCGCCUAGGUCUGGAUAGGGAGCUAUAUCAAAAGAUCUGCACGUCUGUCACUGUCAUCAUUCACAACGCUUGGCGACUUGACUUCAACCUGGCGCUCUCGUCGUUCGACACUCAUGUGCGGGGAACGCGGAAUCUUAUAGACUUGGCACUAUCUUCUCCGCGUCAUCCAAAGCCACGUUUCAUGUUCGCAUCUUCCAUCUCAUCUGCUCAAAGUUGGGAUAAAGCGAAAGGACCAUUCCCUGAAGAAGUAGAAUAUGAUGCAGGGGUUGCAGUAGGUCUUGGCUAUGGCGCAAGCAAAUAUGUUUCGGAAAGGGUUCUCGUCAAUAGCAAGUUGCCAGUAUCAUCAUUCAUAAUUGGACAAGUAUCAGGAGGACCCCCGCGAGGAGCUUGGUCCACGACAAACUGGGUACCGAUCAUCGUCAAGUCAAGUGUAAUCCUAGGCGCACUUCCGGAAGCUAAAGGAGUGAGUUCAUCACUAUCAAGGUUUGUGUCUUGGAUCCCUCCCCACGCCAUAUCAAAUUCUAUUCUUGAUGUAGCUUUCGCGAAAGAAGAACCUCCCAUCGUGAUGAAUCUGGUUCAUCCGAGACCGACCGCAUGGAACAUGUUGAUACAGCCCAUGGCGGACGCCCUGGUUGAGCAUAAAGUAACAAGUUACCCGCUACCUCUUGUGCCAUUCUCGGAGUGGCUCAAUAAGCUCGAAUUGAGCGCCAAGAACUUGAGCGAAGAGACCAUGAAGCGUAUCCCUGCUAUCAAGCUUCUCAACUUCAUGCGUUCCAUGGCUCAAUCAGACAUCGCGAUCAGGGCGUCUGGAGAGAUGGGCACUGAAGCAGGUGGCAUGACUUUAUUCGCCACCUCCGUAGCUGAACGCGCCAGUCCAACGAUGAAGGAGUUGAAGGAACUGUCUUCGGCAGACGCGGCACAGUGGGUGGAUUAUUGGAUGGCAAUGGGGAUGUUUGAUUGA